This is a messenger RNA of Onychostruthus taczanowskii (white-rumped snowfinch), 1092 nucleotides long. It is a transcript of the gene CUNH6orf58, whose product is annotated as chromosome unknown C6orf58 homolog. Lineage: Eukaryota; Metazoa; Chordata; Aves; Passeriformes; Passeridae. The transcript has 6 exons. The record is from RefSeq and is a predicted model, not a curated record. The coding region runs from base 1 to 1092 and encodes 363 amino acids.
AUGUGGCCCUGCUUUGGCUUACACGCUCUUCUUGUAGUGGCUGCUACCCUGAGUCCUGCGACUGUUGUGGCACAGAGUGAAAACGAUGUCACUGGAGGUGUCUAUCCCCCUCUGUGGGACCUGGCCCCCGAAAGCCUGCUGGAUUUCCCAGUAAAGGACAACAAAAUUGUCAUCAGUGCUUGGAACUAUCAAGGUCGACUGGGAGUGUAUAAGAGUUUGCUGAGUGCUUCAGCCAAAUAUUUUGAUGCCUUUGGACCCCAAAACAGUGGCAAUAUUCUCUGGGGAUUACCACUGCAGCAUGGAUGGCAAUUUCGUACAGGUAGGUUAGCAGAUCCUUCUGGUGUGACUUCCUGUGGGUAUGAAAAUGGAGAGAUCCUGUGCCAAUCUGUAAGAAGCUGGUGGUCCUGUAUGAAUUACUAUCUGUCCAUUAUACCCUUUCUGGGGGCAGUGGAGGCUGGUCUCUUUGGGCAGCUGCCAUAUGAGAUAGAAAUAUUGCCACCAGAAGAGCAAAAAGAUGAUUUCUGUUACAGCGUUAAAGACUGCCGGUCUCGCAUGCCCAAGCUCAUGGAUGACUGGAAGGCCUUUUUUGAAUAUCUGUUAUCUACAGAAUACGAAGCUCUGAGCUCUGCCAGCCUCUCCUCCUUCAAAAUGGACGAUGCCCUUGGCCUCAUGUGGAAGGCACACACCUCCUCCAUUGCUUACGCACUCCCCAAAUUCCAGGACAGCUUAAAAUAUCUCUCUGAUCCAGAAGCACAUUUUGGUGAAGACUGGGCUAAUGCUGUAGAUUUCAUUGCCGCCACACACUUCAGUACAGACUUAGUGACCACAAACGAGUUCCAGGCUUUCCUGCCCCAGAGGAUGCUUGUUGAAGGGGAUGUUCUCCCAUCCAUUAGUGAUUUCAGUCCAGGGCAAAAUAAGGUCCUGGUGUCACUGAGAGCUCUUCACAAAGUAAAUAAAAUGACAGGAGGACUGCUGCUGAAGCUCUGGCAAAAGGCUAUGUCCACAGAAGCAGGAAGAAAAAAGGGCCGAGAACUGAUUGAAAGCUUGCCUUUGAGCCAGAAGUUCGAACUCCUUGACCUAAUAGGAUUUUAG